Messenger RNA from Ananas comosus (pineapple), 1156 nucleotides. Its product is annotated as benzyl alcohol O-benzoyltransferase-like. NCBI's taxonomy places the organism in Eukaryota, Viridiplantae, Streptophyta, Magnoliopsida, Poales, Bromeliaceae. The record is from RefSeq and is a predicted model, not a curated record. The transcript is spliced from 3 exons. The coding region runs from base 32 to 1156 and encodes 374 amino acids.
AGAGAGAGAGAGAGAGAAUUGACAAAAAAAAAUGGCUUCUUUGGAGUUCGUCGUAAAAGUUGGAGAGCAACAGCUAAUACAACCAGAAACACCGACCCCCUACGAAACAAAGUAUCUGUCGAACAUCGACGACCAGGCCGGACUCCGUAACCACAUCCCUUUUGUUCACUUCUACCGCGGUCGUUCAAGGGAUCGGUGCGACCCUGUUACCCGUCUUGCAUGCGGCGGAUUUGUUCUGGCCUACACUUUCAAUCACUGCAUGUGCGACGCAGCCGGCGCCCUCCAAUUUCUUACUGCUGUAGCCGAGUCCGCGCGCGAUCCCUCUAUUAACUCGCCUUCCCUACGUCCGGUGUGGUCUCGUGAAGCCCUAUCGCCCCGAUCCCCUCCUCGCAUUUCUUUUCCUCACUAUGAAUACGAUGAUUCAAUCACUAACCUCAAACCUGGACCGAUGUACUCCCCUUCUCACUUCCGUCGCCUCGCCCAAGCCUCUCUUUUUCUACCUCGUGAAACUGUUUCGACUCUUAAGCAUCGCGCUGCGGCUGCGGCCUCCUUCGAUGCAGUCGCUGCUUGUCUUUGGCGCGCACGAGCUCGCGCCCUUUGCCUUUCAGGUCGUGAUCCUGCGUACUUUCUCUUUCCUCUCGACACUCGCUCUCGCGGCACCCCGCGCCUUCCUCGUGGCUACUACGGCGCUGCUGUCGUCUUUCCCUGCGCAACUGCCCUUACUUUCGACCUAUGUCGUAAGCCGCUCCGUUAUGCUUCUAGUAAGAUUGCCACGACGAAGCAGAUCGCGUUGGAGGAUGAGUAUCGGGCGUCGGUAGUGGACUUCUUGGAGGGGAAAGGAGGGAAUGUAGGCUUCCGAGGAGGGGAAGGGGUGUUCGUCGUGUCGGAUCAGAGUCGACUGAGGUUUGCCGAUGUCGACAUGGGUUGGGGCCGGGCAGUGUAUGGCGGUCCGGGGAGGGCGGGGACUGGGGCGGAGCCUGGGAUGGUGGCAGCGGUGGCAGCGCACCGUCGGGAGGAUGGCGUGGAGGGGUUACUCGCCAUCUUCUCUAUUCCUGACGAAGCAAUGGAGGCAUUUAAGCGGGAAGUGUGGGGCAUGAUAGAAGGCACUAGCGAGGAGGAAGUAGAAUCGGAGAAGCCGUUUCGCUCCGCUUUGUGA